GCUUUACUCAAAUAAGGAUUCGACAGAGGCCAUUAAAUUUCUUAAUAAUACCGCAAUUCCAGUGCUGGCAGAAAGUUCACGGGCAUGUGAGGGACUUCUAAUCUCAAGGGAAAUUGUUGAUACAUUAACGUCAAUGAAAGAAAAUAAAAGCCCAGGAAACGAUGGCUUAACGGUUGAGUUUUAUAAGGCAUAUUGGCCACUGUAUGCAGGAACUCAAUGGACUAAAUUUAACUGUGUAUUACUUGUGAAGUGGUCAGUGUUAAGCAAUUGUACAGCAGGAAGUGGUGGUCUAUUUGGUCAGACGGCUGCCACAGCACCAUUUGGACAAACUAGAACAACACCCACUGCUGGACUUUUUGGUGCUGGUGGGUUUGAUGCCAAUGUUCCCACAGGUACAACUAUAAAAUUCAAUCCUCCUAUGGUUACCGAUAUAAUGCAGAAGAGGGGUGUUUCCUCCAAUAUCAACACAAGACAUCAAUGUAUCACAGCUAUGAAAGAAUAUGAAAGUAAAUGUUUGGAGGAAUUGAGACUUGAGCACUACGGAGCAAACCGUAAAAGUUUCUUUUUGGUGAAGGAGUCUGGAUUACUUGGAGCAGGUGGCUCCAGAACACAGACAGAUACAAGUAAAGGAUUGUUUGGAGCUACCGCUAUUGGCACUACUGGUGGCUUUGUCGGUCAAAAUAAAACAUUUCCUGCAGGUUUGUUUGCCACACCAUCCACAUCUACUCCCAGUGGUGCAGGCUUUGGUGCUAAUUUUGGAGGUACAGCAGGAACUGGUGGUAUAUUUUGUCAGACGGCUGCCACAGCACCAUUUGGACCAACUGGAACAACACCCACUGCUGGACGUUUUGUUGUUGGUGGGUUUGGUGUCAAUGUUCCCACAGAUACAACUAUAAAAUUCAAUCCUCCUACAGGUACAGAUAUAAUGCAGAAGAGGGGUGUUUCCUCCAAUAUCGGCACAAGACAUCAAUGUAUCACAGCUAUGAAAGAAUAUGAAAGUAAAUGUUUGGAGGAAUUAAGACUUGAGGACUACGGAGCAAACCGUAAAGGUCCAGGUACUGGGGCUGGAUUACUUGGAGCAGGUGGCUCCAUAACACAGACAGAUACAAGUAAAGGAUUGUUUGGAGCUACCGCUACUGGCACUACUGGUGGCCUGUUCGGUCAAAAUAAAACAUUUCCUUUAGGCACAACUGGAGAUGGACAGACUACCUCUGGUAGCUUUUUUGGACAGACUGCACAGCCACAACAAACAAGUCUAUUUGCUAGCAAGGCUGGUGGCUUUGGCGCAAGUACUGGUUCAUCAUUGUUCACUGGCACAACAGGAUUUGAACAAACUCAAAAAAAGAACAGGAUAUUUGCUGGUAACAUGACAAAUGAAAUCGACUUAACGCAGCUCAAGAAGAAGAGAACCAAUGCCAGAUCUCAACUCAACCGAGUGCUUAACAAGUUAGAAGCACUCAUCACUCAAUAUGAUACCCAGUCCGACAAAGCUGAUGCCUACGAAGAAAUCAAGUCACUCCGACCAGUCGCUGUCAGGCGCCUAGAAGUGCUAAUUGCUGUUGACGCGGAAAUGAUCAGUCAACUCACUGAAGACGACCAUGAAUUCCAAGAUACCGAUGACUAUGAGAUCGCUGCCUCAGCACGAGUCAACAAGGCGGUCAGUUUCAUCGAGAAACACAGCGCAGCCAAUAAACGACGCAUCGCCAGAGAACAUACCUUAACGCCAUAUCUACAAGCAAGUGGUGAUAUACAGUCUCUAACGACGAAAUUAAAAUCCAUGCAACUAUCUAAACUAGAAAUUCCUAUGUUCUACGGUGAUGCACUCCAAUGGUCACAAUUCGACGACAAAUUUGUCUCUACUGUCGACAAUAAUGAACAUUUAUCUAAAGUACAAAAAACUCGCAUAUCUACGAAGUUUCCUAAGCGGAGAAGCCAAACAUCUACUCCGAAUGCCUUGCAACAACCGAAGCCAACUACACACUCGCCUAUCAACUACUGA
Saccoglossus kowalevskii is the source of this 1999-nucleotide messenger RNA. RefSeq lists its product as uncharacterized. NCBI's taxonomy places the organism in Eukaryota, Metazoa, Hemichordata, Enteropneusta, Harrimaniidae. The record is from RefSeq and is a predicted model, not a curated record.